This is a messenger RNA of Hordeum vulgare subsp. vulgare (domesticated barley), 1950 nucleotides long. Its product is annotated as cytochrome P450 711A1. The record is from RefSeq and is a predicted model, not a curated record. Bases 133 to 1734 code for a protein of 533 amino acids. The transcript has 5 exons. Gene Ontology annotation, molecular function: oxidoreductase activity, acting on paired donors, with incorporation or reduction of molecular oxygen; monooxygenase activity; heme binding. Lineage: Eukaryota; Viridiplantae; Streptophyta; Magnoliopsida; Poales; Poaceae.
CACUAUCAAUGCCUGCGACUCAUACUAAGCCAGAGAUAGUCUGACUGCUUGCAACUCUUCGCACACAUCGACACACACCCACAGUUGAGUAAAUAGCGUGUGUUUGCGCCUACGCGCGGGAGUGAAAGAGAGAUGGACACGGGCACGGUUAUGUGGGCGAUUCAGGAGUACGCGACCACCUUGGUGGCCAUGGCCUUGGUGUUACUACUGGUCGCGUACCUGUACGAGCCUUACUGGAAGGUGCGGCAUGUGCCGGGGCCCCUGCCGCUGCCACUCAUCGGCCACCUCCACCUUCUCGCCAUGCAUGGCCCAGACGUCUUUUCCGUGCUUGCCAAAAAGCACGGCCCUAUCUUCAGGUUUCACAUGGGAAGACAGCCGCUGAUCAUGGUCGCAGAUGCUGAGCUCUGCAAGGAAGUAGGCAUCAAGAAAUUUAAGAGCAUGAGUAACAGGAGUAUGCCUUCGCCCAUCACCAACUCCCCGAUCCAUCAAAAAGGCCUCAUGUUCACGAGGAAUACGAGGUGGUCGGCCAUGCGAAACAUCCUCACCUCCAUCUACCAACCAUCCCACCUCGCCGGCCUCAUCCCUACCAUGGAGUCAUACAUCGAACGCGCGGUUACGGACCUGAGCGACGGACAAGAGGUUACCUUCUCCAAGUUCGCGCUGACCCUCUUCACCGACCUCAUCGCCAAGGCAGCGUUCGGUGCGGAUCUUGGUCUGUCAGGAAAGCCGGCGUCCACCGUCAAAGAUCGGAUCGACAGUGCCGCGACGCCUAAAGUACCAGCGGAGUUCGUCAAAAUGCACCUGCAAGCGACCACAUCACUCAAGAUGGACCUGACGGGGUCACUGUCGACUGUCGUUGGGUCGCUCGUCCCAUUCCUGCAUCAACCGUUCCGACAAGUGCUCAUGCGGCUACCAGGCACGGCCGACCGGGAGAUCGAUGAUGUGAACCACGAGCUAAGCAGACAGAUGGAUAUCAUCGUGGCCAACUUGAUGGCGGCGAGGACGCGCGAUCCAGCAUCGCAGCAGCACAAGGACUUCCUGUCUGUUGUCUUUGCGGCGAGGGAGCGGGGCGGCGCUGCUGUACAGGAGCUGCUCACGCCGGACUACAUGAGCGCGCUGACUUAUGAGCACCUCCUUGCUGGAUCCGCGACGACGUCAUUCACCUUGUCCACAGUGGUCUACCUCGUCGCCAAGCACCCAGAGGUGGAGGAGAAGCUGCUCGCAGAACUCGACGCCUUUGGCCCCCUCGACCAUGUGCCCACCGCGGACGAUCUGAAGACCAAGUUCCCUUACCUCGAUCAGGUACUACAGGAAUCGAUGAGGUUCUACAUGGUAUCGCCAUUGGUGGCAAGGGAAACCUCAGAGACGGUGGAGAUCGGUGGCUAUGUCCUUCCGAAGGGCACAUGGGUGUGGCUAGCAUUGGGCGUGCUUGCCAAGGACCCCAUCAACUUCCCUGAGCCAGAGUUGUUUCGCCCAGAGCGAUUUGAUCCCGCUGGCGACGAGGAGAAACGGCGGCACCCGUAUGCGUUCCUUCCCUUCGGCAUAGGUCCUAGGGCUUGCAUUGGCCAGAAGUUCUCCAUUCAAGAGAUAAAACUCGCCAUGGUCCAUUUGUACCGCCACUACGUGUUUCGUCACUCUCCUACCAUGGAGUCACCUCUGGAGUUCCAGUAUGGGAUCGUGGUUAACUUCAAACAUGGAGUAAAACUUCAGGUCAUCAAGAGGCGCAAGGAUUAGAUGGUUCUGUGAUGAAUAUGUGUUUCCUCCAUUACAUCUUUCUCGUGAACUCAUAUUGUGGCAUCUAUCAUAUUUUGAACGUAUUGUGAAUACAAACAUAUAAGUGUAUUGUUGAAGUUCCCUGGCCUCUCUCAUAUAUAUACAACCCGUUUAUUCUAUGAACAUUUUCACAGUAUUAUUCUGUAAACAAUAUAGAACUACAAUACAUAGACUCCC